UCAUCUCUGGUUAGAAUGUGGUUAACCUUGCACACUGGCAAAAUUAUUGCAGCUGCAGACGCAUGGCCUGUUGGAAUCUUCGGACUAGUCUCCAUUUUAUUAUUUACUCCAUAUUUUUCGAGGGUAAUAUUGCAACUGCAGCUCCAACCUCAAGAAUUUGUUAGAGGGCUUGCAAUAUUUUGCUGCAUGCCAACUACGUUAUCAAGUGGAGUGGCGCUUACUCAGCUAGCUGGGGCCAAUUCUGCUCUUGCUCUCGCAAUGACUGUCAUCUUUAAUCUGUUGGGAAUUUUGAUUGUCCCAUUUUCUGUAUCAUUUUCUGUAUCAAAAUUCAUAGCUGAUGGAGCUGGUUUAUCUGUUCCAACUAAGCAGCUGUUGAAAAGUCUUUUUCUCACAUUAUUGAUCCCCCUAAUCUUAGGGAAGAUUUUUCGAGAAUCUUUCGAAGACUUCGUCGAUCAGAACCGUAAAAAACUUUCCAAGAUCAGUGCAAUCCUCCUCAGUUUAUUUGGAAGAACAUAUGUUCUAAACUUUAUUAUGAUCGUUAUUCUGGUGCCAUGGAUGCAAGUUACCAGGUCAAGGUCAGUGCUGCUGAUGGUUAAUCCUGCAGUUUUUCUUGGGGCCGUUGGAAUGGGAGUACUACUGCAUCUCAUCUUGUUAGCCUUUAAUGCUGUUGCCGUUAAGAGCCUCUCAGCUCUGUCUGGUGGUAGUGAAUCCCUUUUUUUCCAAGAAGGAAAAUGCAAAUGCUGUUCUCCUUGUUGCAAGCCAGAAAACACUGCCUGUAAUGGUGGCUGUGGUGGACCAACUAGGGGGUGCACUUGGUGAAUCUGGUUUACUUGUUCUUCCUUGCGUUGCAGCACAUUUAAAUCAGGUAUUUCUUACAUCCAUUCAUCUGUGUCUUGUUUUCUUAUUUCUUACUGUCUAACUGACAAAAUUAUUGUUACGGAUUAUUCUGGACUCUAUUCUUGUAAAUUACUGGCUUCGCAAAGAUCUCCCAAUUAACCAACAAUGCCAAGGUAUCAUGAAUAUUGGGAAUGUGGCUCACGAUUGCGCAUUAGGGUUGCAAGUACAUAAUUAGCUUUUUUAGUUGUUAGAAUAGUUCAGUUUGAUAUGUUGUAUUCAUGUUUUGUUGCAUAUAUUGUAUCCAUAAAAAAGGAGAUCUUGUGUUUUGAAUGUCAAAAAGGAGAUCUUGUUGCAUAUUAUUGUAUCCAUCAAAGCCUUUGUGCUAUAUCCAAUCAGCAGUCAUCUAUGGGGAGUGUUGGGAAUAUAGUUUGGGAAAUGUUUGAAACAUUAACCCUUUUUUCCCUUAUAUUUCUCUCUUGAAAUUGAGAUUUGAACUGCCACUAAUUGACUCAAUUGAACUACUAGAUCAAAAUCGGUGUGCUUCUCCAAAGUAUGAGAAUGCUCGGCAUCUAGUACCUUUUUAACAAGAGAAAAGUUUACAAGAAUCAUCAAAUGAAGCAACCA
Molecule: messenger RNA, 1461 nt
Organism: Rosa chinensis
Lineage: Eukaryota; Viridiplantae; Streptophyta; Magnoliopsida; Rosales; Rosaceae
Product: probable sodium/metabolite cotransporter BASS4, chloroplastic
Exons: 11
Coding region: 16-819 (267 amino acids)
Cellular component (GO): chloroplast envelope
Source: RefSeq, a predicted model, not a curated record